This is a messenger RNA of Paramecium sonneborni, 333 nucleotides long. The record is from the annotation of a GenBank genome assembly. Lineage: Eukaryota; Ciliophora; Oligohymenophorea; Peniculida; Parameciidae.
AUGUCUUUUGAAAUUACAGAAAAAACGAUUGGAUUUGGAUUAGUCACUAAACUUCUAGACAGACGUGCUUUAGAAUAUUUAAUAGCGCGAGAUGAGAUUCAAUAACCAUCUGCAUAGAAAUCAAUAGUAUCUUGUCCAAGUUCAUCUGAAGCUUCAAACGUACAUGAUUUAGGAUUGGAAGAUUGCCUCAAAUCAGAACAACCUUAAGAGAAGAAAAAUGAAAAAUAAAUAGAGAAAUAAUAAGAUAAUCAUUAGGCAUUACAGUUUAACAUUGUACCACCCACUAAAUUUUUACGUCUUUUAAAAGAAGUACAUGUAAAGCUACUAAACUGA